CAGUACGUCACAUUUCAAGAUGGUGGGGGUAGCUAUUCCGCUGGUUGUGGUGACACUUUUCUGGCUGAUCAUCGGCGCUGGAGUGCCGUGGGCCAUCCCUAAAGGACCUAACAGAGGAGUCAUCCAGACAAUGAUAGUGACAACUGCAGUAUGCUGUUAUGUGUUUUGGUUGGUAGCAACUCUAGCCCAGCUGAAUCCCCUGAUUGGACCCCAGCUGAAGAAUACGGUCAUCCAGUACAUCAAGUGGCAGGAGACAGAAGGAUAGGUAUGGACAUCAGUGGAGGUCAUGUGCAACAGAGGGCAGCAUAACUUUCAGAUGGGAAGAUUCUGCAAAUAUUAACACUAUCUUAGACUUACCAGAAGAAAGCUGCUUGAGACUCCAGGUGUGAAAUUUAUGGAAAGUGUGGAUUAGUAGUGAGGAUUGAUUUCAAGUAGUCACAUCACCCUUCCAAACAUUCUAAAUAUUAUUAUUAAGACAUUUUAUUUGGUACAGUACCGUCUGCCAUAAUUUGAUAAAGUUAACUAUGGAAUGUACUUUUGAGGUUCUGUAAUGCUUAAAAGUCAGUAUGUAAUAUUUGUAAUAUUUAUACUGAGUUGUAUUGAUGAGUGAGUUCCAAAUAUGAUGGUUAAAGUCUUUACUUUCUGUUGGUAAGUUGCAGAAUAUCUAUCAAUGCACAUUUACAAGUGUGAGAUCAACUCAACUUUGUUUAAAGGUACACAGAAAGACUGGGCAUUGUAAUAGCGUUAUAUGGUUAUGCUACAUGUAGGUACUCUUUGUAUGUGCUGUAAGCUGUAAGCUGAAAAUGGUGAUUAUGAUGUUUUGUGUUAGAUCUAUCAACAAGGUCCAUGUCUGUACUAUCAGGCUCAGAAUCAAGUUG
This is a messenger RNA of Branchiostoma belcheri (Belcher's lancelet), 878 nucleotides long. RefSeq names its product V-type proton ATPase subunit e 1-like. Gene Ontology annotation, molecular function: proton-transporting ATPase activity, rotational mechanism. Bases 20 to 265 code for a protein of 81 amino acids. Gene Ontology annotation, biological process: proton transmembrane transport. The transcript has 4 exons. Gene Ontology annotation, cellular component: proton-transporting V-type ATPase, V0 domain. The record is from RefSeq and is a predicted model, not a curated record. NCBI's taxonomy places the organism in Eukaryota, Metazoa, Chordata, Leptocardii, Amphioxiformes, Branchiostomatidae.